Molecule: messenger RNA, 4074 nt
Organism: Lampris incognitus (smalleye Pacific opah)
Lineage: Eukaryota; Metazoa; Chordata; Actinopteri; Lampriformes; Lampridae
Gene: il6st
Product: interleukin 6 cytokine family signal transduce
Exons: 14
Coding region: 94-2781 (895 amino acids)
Biological process (GO): cytokine-mediated signaling pathway
Cellular component (GO): external side of plasma membrane
Molecular function (GO): protein binding; cytokine receptor activity
Source: RefSeq, a predicted model, not a curated record
GGAAGGGGGGGGGGCGUCCUGUCUUUACGUUCGUUUAAUUUCGACUUUUCGUGUGUGUGGGCGCGCCGGAGGUCCGGGGCCCUUCACUCCAUAAUGACCGUCCAGAUUGUGGGGCUCUGGCUUGCGGCGUUGGCGUCCCUGGUUUGUUCCACCGUGCCUCCUGGCGGCGUGAACGACCACCACGUGGUCAUCGCGCCGCAGUCGCCGGUGGUGGAGAUCGGCACCAACUUCAGCGCCACUUGCGUGCUGGUCGACGCCAGCGGCGCCACAGCCGACGACCUGUACUGGAUGUCAGCGGAGACGGUGGUGCCCGCGGAGUUCUACACCCGGCUCAACGCGUCGGCCAUCAACGUCACCAUCGCCGUCACCGGGGAGACACCUCAGUGGCUAAUGUGCAGGUGCCGGAGGCGGAUGCCGGCGCUGGCGGCGGCAGACGGCUGGAAGUUUGUCCACGGGAUCCUGAUCCAGAAGGGCUAUCCUCCCGAGAAACCAACGAAUCUCUCCUGCAUGGCUGUUCAAGCCGACGGGGGUGUGAUCUCCCCCGUGUUGACCUGCACCUGGGACCCGGGGACACGCCAGAACAUGGAGAUAAUCACCAAUUACACACUGUUCGCCCGCUUCACCCACAGUGGCGAGAUCCGAAAGAACAGGAUAGAGGGGAACAACAGCGGCCAGGUGGCGUUCAGCAUCUUCCCACACCACUUUGAGGUUGACGUCUGGGUGGAGGCGGUGAACCAGCUGGGCAGAGUGGAGUCGGAGCAUCUGGAGGCAGACGCCGACCGGUUCGUGAAAACGAAGCCACCGCCAGACGUGCGUGUCCUUUCUGAGCGGCGCUUCCCCACCUCGCUGCUGGUGAACUGGACGCAGCCCAUCGCCAGGGAGUAUGUCCGGCUUGUCUACCAGAUCCGUUUCUGCCGGAAUGGCUCACCGGUAUGGUCCAACGUGCCGCCCGCUGACACCGCCAAGGACAUCCAGUCGUUCCGGCUGCAAUAUCUGCAGCCUGAUGCACUGUAUGAUGCCCAGGUGCGCUGUAAGCACGCCACCAAUGGCUACGGCUACUGGAGCGCCUGGAGUGCCAACGCCACGGCGAGAACGCCAGAGGAAAAGCCCACAAGCAAACCGGACCUGUGGCGGACUGUCGCUCAGAGUGACGCAAGUAGGAAACGCAGGGUCAAGAUCAUUUGCAAGGAUCCCGUAUUAUCCAAUGGGAAGAUCAGAAGCUUUGACUUCUGGGUUCGGAACACCACGGAGACCAUUGCAGUCAAUGGCUCCGAUUCUGGUGACGACAGGAAGAUCGUCACCCUCCACCAGUUUGACCUGCCGGACAGGGAGGCAGUGUACGUCGAGGUUGUCGCCCGCAAUUCUGUGGGGAAGUCACCAAAGGCAGCGUUGGUCAUCCCGAAAUUGGCGGACGAACUUCCUCCUGUGGAGGGGCUGAUGUGGUUCACCGACGCUGGUCGGCUUUGGGUGGAAUGGCGACCGCCCAACCUGACGGCGGCAGGGCGGGCCCCCCCAAGGUACGACGUGACGGAGUAUGUGGUGGAGUGGGUGUCAGUCAGCAAAUCCCAGAUCGACUGGCAGCGGGAGUUGCGGAACGCCACCAGAGCUGCCAUCAGAGGAAACCUUGAAAAGUUCCAGCGCUACAACAUCUCGGUGUACCCGCUCUAUGGCAGGUGGGCUGGUGCGCCGUCAACCAUCGCGGCGUUCCUGCAGCAAGAAGUUCCGCUCGAGGGCCCGUCUGUGCGGCUCCACGGCAGGCCGGCAUACGAUGAGGCGCUGCUGGAAUGGAACGAGAUUCCCGAGAAGAAGAAGCGCGGCUUCAUUACUGGUUACACUGUGUACUACUCCGCUGGUGGCGAAGUGCACGGGAUCCCAGUGUCAGCCGACACCCAUUCACACCUGCUGAGGCCGCUCUCCAGCAACACAAAGUAUGUGGCAUGGAUCGGAGCAUCAACAGCCCGUGGCUCAGUCAAUGGAACCGGGCACACGUUCAGCACCCUGAAGUAUGCCACGGGGCAGAUCGAGGGCAUCGUGGUUGCGGUGUGCUUCUGCGUCAUUUUCGUCAUCGUGCUGAUCAUGUCCCUCUGCGUCUACAAGAAAGACUUUAUCAAGAAGAACUUCUGGCCGAAGAUUCCGAACCCAGGAAACAGCAGCCUCAGCACCUGGUCGCCUGAUUUCCCGACAAAAGCAGACACACCUGGUGAGAGCAGCCUGGCGGACGUCAGCGUGGUGGAGGUGGAUGCAUUCGAUGUUAAGCCGGCAUUCGAGGACGACAAGGUCAGCCUGCCAUUGAAGAGGGAUAAGUAUCUGUCCGAGGAGCACAGCAGUGGCAUUGGUGGCUCGUCGUGCAUGUCAUCGCCGCGCCAGAGUGUGUCGGACAGUGACGAGGGCGGCGACCUGGCCGACACCACGGCAAGCACCGUACAGUACUCAUCAGUUGUGGCCUCCAGCGGCUACAAGGGACAGAUGCCCAGUUGUGCGGUGCCCCUACCGGCACAACCGCAGCAGCCUGUGUUUGCACGCUCCGAGUCGACACAGCCCCUGCUGGAGUCAGAGGAGAAACCGGAUGCACUUGGCCACGAGGGUGGCAGGAAAUGCAGGCGCCGCCUGUCUGGCGAUGCCCAUGUGGCAGACCCCACGGAUGCCAGUGAAGCUGUCUUGCUCCAGUUCUGGCCCUCGGAAGAGGGCCCCCAGCAUUUUGCGCAAACGGACGACCACCGAGGCCCCGACCGUCGCCUUUGCAGCUACAUGCCUCAGCUGGGCGGCUACAGGCCGCAGUGAACGAGUUGCCACAGUGACGCACUUCGUGCCUUCCUCACGAAUCACAGAUUUCCCUGAAAGACUUUUUUUUUUCCUAAGGCGUAUCUGUGGGGCUGUAUGUUUUUUCUUUUGUUGUGCGCUGCACGAAACUGUCAGUUAAACAUGCUUUGGCGUGCCGGGUACAGCAAACAGAAUAUAUAUGCUAGCAUAGUGUACCUGACACUAACAGAUCCCGGCUCGGGUCUCUGCAAAUGCAAUGUGAAUGUAAUACUUGUAAACGCACGCGCCGGCCUUUGCUAGGUCACGCAAGCUCAUAAUUAUAAUUAUAGAGGCAUUGCCAGGGCAACACAAGCAUCUACCACUACGUAGAAUGCUAUUAUCAGUAUAUAUAUAUAUAUGUACACACACGCAUAUAUAGCGCACUUUUCCUACUGUUUUAUAUAUAUAUAUAUAACCUUAGCACAAAAAGUAAGGAAAUGUGUGUUUGGUAGCAUGUCUGUGAAUGUUCUCAUUCAUCCAGGUCGUCAUGGUUAUCCAGAGGAGUUGAAUCAGGUGCAACUGGACUUGGUAUAUAUCCGUGAAGACGUUUCGCCUCUCGUCCAAGAGGCUUCCUCAGUUCGUGCCUUUCUGACUAGACCAAGCUAGUCUGAAUGGCUGCUGAUGAGACUCAGAAUUUAUCCUCUAGGAGUUGUUGUCAGAGCUAUAGAUGUCCAUGGCUCUUUGUGUACCGAUGUUAUGGCCGCGCCCGUCGUUGUCAGAGCCAUUGGUUUGCAUUUGUUUAGCAGCGACGGUCAUUGGGGGGGUUGUGUUUGGUAGAUUAUGUCUUUGUUGUAACGAUGCUUCUUGGCAGUAAAUCUUCUAUCAGGCAGCUGAUGGUCAGCACCUGGGGGACCAGAAGCUCAACACAAGAGUCAAUAGCAGCAGCAAAAUAAGCUGCUUGGCAUUGGCAGAGGAGAUCUGGCAAAUGUUUCAUGGGCACAACCCACAUACUCAGCUCUGCUGCUCAUCCCACAGAUGUAUGUUCCUUACACAUGUGGCGCCAUUUAAAAGGCAAAUAAACAGGCUUUCCAACGGUAUAAGAUUUACUGCCAAGAAGCAUUGUUACAACAAAGACAUAAUCCACCAAACACACAUUUCCUGACUUUUUGUGCGUAGUAUAUAUAUAUAUAUAUAUAUAUAUAUAUAUAUAUAUAUGCCCGCUUAGCUAGUUUGAACAAACAGAUGCAAGUAUUCCGUCACAACAUUAACUACAAGCUAGGAAUGAUGUAAAGUGUUUAUUGUGAUUUGUGAAAUAAAGUGUUGUGAAUAACGUUC